AUGACUACUCCAGGCCUGUUUUUACAAGCUAUGAAAAAGAUGUGUAUGCCUACCAUGAUCGUGACUUCAUCUUCUGUCAUGGGAUCUUCUCCGAUGGAUUACCAUGGGCUUACGAUAACAUCGAUGGCGUCCUUAUCCAUAAAUCCUAGACCAUUGGUUCAAUUCAAUGUACGGAUACCCUCUGCAACAUCAACUAAUCUCUGGGCUCACAAUCUGUUUGCGAUUCACUUUCUCAAUCCUGAGACCUCUUCUGUAAGCUUGGCUCAAAGAUUUGCUAAGCAUGGUCUAGACGGGCCAUCCAGGCCUUUUAUGGGCUUGAAACAAGGUCUUGAUUAUUCCUUAUACAAAAAUAACUUAAAUAAUGAGGUCGAACUUCCAAUUUUGGAACAAGUGGACCGUAUACUAAUAUGUAAAAAAAAGGAUGCAUUUGCUGUGCAGGAUCAUGAAAUUUGGGUAGGUGAAGUUGUUGACAUUUUGAAUAGAAAGGAGGAAGUUACAGGCGGUGUAUUGCACUGUAAUAAGAAAUUCUUUCAGCUUGGAGAUGAACUGUGA
Messenger RNA from Kazachstania africana CBS 2517, 552 nucleotides. RefSeq names its product flavin reductase family protein. Bases 1 to 552 code for a protein of 183 amino acids. The record is from RefSeq and is a predicted model, not a curated record. Gene Ontology annotation, molecular function: FMN binding; riboflavin reductase (NADPH) activity. The transcript has a single exon. Lineage: Eukaryota; Fungi; Ascomycota; Saccharomycetes; Saccharomycetales; Saccharomycetaceae.